AUGUUGGCUAGUCAGUCUGGAGUGAGGACUUAUGGGGACAAAACGCUUGUAGGAAAUUGGGUUGAAAACCGAAAUCGUCACAACUACCGACCUUCGACUCGAUCAUACAAGUCCGCGCGAACAAUUUAUGGGGGAGAUUUUCUUCCAAAAAUCGCUCCGGUCGAUAAUGAAACGAAAGCAAUUCUGAUGGAAAGAUCUCGAGGUCAAACUCGAUCAAAGACUCCCGCUUGUGAUUUGACGACUUCGUAUGCUUAUGAUUUCAGCCCGCGAAAGUCUCGGGAUGAGCGAAAUUGGCGAAUCAUCCACAACGAAUGGGGCCCGGAACCAGCAAUGACUGACAUGCGCGAAACGAAGGGGCACCUGAACUGGGGACUUUGGGAGCGAAAGAAGGCUAGGAUGACUGCUGAGGAAGAUGUUCGCAAAUCAGAUUACCAGAGCCAUUUCAAAGAUUGGAAGCUUCCUCGCCAAACAGCUCCGAAUCGCCGCCACCCAGACAUUCCCUCAGCUGUGACUUAUGAUCUCAACAAUUCGUUGUCGAACAUGAGGCUUCGAAACCAGCGAAUAAUGCUUGCUCCGGACACGACUAGACCUGCUUAUAAUCAGUUUCAAUAUGAUCAAAAAUAA
Molecule: messenger RNA, 624 nt
Organism: Oikopleura dioica
Lineage: Eukaryota; Metazoa; Chordata; Appendicularia; Copelata; Oikopleuridae
Source: the annotation of a GenBank genome assembly